Messenger RNA from Dermacentor andersoni, 2414 nucleotides. The record is from RefSeq and is a predicted model, not a curated record. NCBI's taxonomy places the organism in Eukaryota, Metazoa, Arthropoda, Arachnida, Ixodida, Ixodidae.
UGCCGCACACGCGAUGAAAUUGGCAUAAAAAUAUGUAAAAAUCUAAAACUUUUCCUAGUGAGUACUGUUCCUGCAAACAGCGGCACAAUGAACACGCUUCGGUUCGCUGGGCUCCUUAUCGGGUUUAUAGCAUAUGACUUGCAGGCUUCCCGAGCACAGGACACAUACACCUACGCAAUUGGUGGUGGUGCCCUCCCUGCGGAUGGAAUAGGAGAGCAACUCACAGGCCCAAGUCAAGAACGCGCUUUAGGAGAUGAAAACUCGCUUUUGAGCGAAAGAGACAUCGGUGGUGCGUACGACGCAGUGAACUACUUGGAUGGCGAAGAGGGUGAGGACGGCCUUUCGCAACGUAGCUCUGUUGUGUUCGAUAGACGCCGCCCAGAAUCGGAAGACAAGAGUGGGCCAUGGCGAGAAAAACAAGGCGGGGAAUCGCAAGGUGUCCAGACGUUCUUGGGCGGCCUCUUUAAAAAUGCGGGAGAACGUGGGCCGGAGGUGGCGUUGCACCUUGCUUCAACAAGUGCACGGAGGCGUUCUGGCACUCGAUUGGGCGAAGACGAUUAUGUUUUGCUGAGUGGUGUGGAACCGCGUAGAGGUGAAAGUGAAGAUGUACCAGAUGCAUACUUAAGACAGUUCUUAUGGGGGGGCAGCCGUCAGCCCGCAUUCGAUGAAUUCAGUGGGCCGGAGGUGGCGUCGCACCUUGCUUCAACAAGUGCACGGAGGCGUUCUGGCACUGGAUUUGGUGAAGACGAUUAUGUUUUGCUGAGUGGUGUGGAACCGCGUAGACUUGAAAGUGAAGAUGUACCAGAUGCAUACUUAAGACAGUUCUUAUGGGGGGGCAGCCGUCAGCCCGCAUUCGAUGAAUUCAGUGGGCCGGAGGUGGCGUCGCACCUUGCUUCAACAAGUGCACGGAGGCGUUCUGGCACUGGAUUUGGCGAAGAUUAUGUUUUGCUGAUUGGUGUGGAACCGCGCAGACGUGAAAGUGAAGAUGUACCAGACACAUACUUAAGCCAGUUCUUAUGGGGGGGCAGCCGUCAGCCCGCAUUCUAUGAAUUCAGUGCCACUGGAGCAGAAGGUAAACGUGGCCUAGCAAGAAUCAAUCUACGUUCAUUCAUCAGGAACACUGGGGACACCGAUCAAAUUGAGGGUUUUCUCCAAGUUCCUAGGCUUCGUGGACGUCAGCGUUAUUCAACUGCAGACUAUUUAGGAGGUUUAACUGGUAGACCUUCCAUGGGGGGUGUACAAGACGAUGGAAGCAUUGAGAUCAUAAGUGAUGGUAGCCGUGAAAGCAGUCUGCUUGACCUUUUGGAAACAUCGGGUGAACCAGAGAAAAUUAACCAACGAAGCAGAAGUUUAGAAUCUAUAAGAGGGACUUCGAGUGACAUGACUGGUUCAGGAGGCUCCCUUGCCAGAUUUUUGUCGUGGCUUUUCAGAAGACAACGACGGUUUCAUCGCCCUAGGCCUUACCGCCGCGGCAUUUUAUAUCCCAAUGAACGGUUCCCAUUUGGAUUUAGCCAAGAACGAGGGUUAACCGGAGGCGGAGGCAGAAGCCCCUACUGGAAAUAUGCACCACAGUUAUUAGGCGUGGUAAGUGUUCCUGAUGAUGUGGGAAAUCGCCAAGAAGGCAGCAUCGGAGGAAUGUACGAUGAUGGAUUGGCAUUACCAGUAAUUGUAUUUGAUAAGUCGAGUAGCGCAUUUGACAAAUUUGACAGAAGUUCGAGAGGUACACCUGAAGGAGGCUUCAGCGCACAUGGUAAUGACUAUGAUAGUAGCAGCGCCUGGGACGCAAAUAGGUUUAGAGGAACGCAGUAUCGCGCCUAUAUUUAGCUAUUUUGCUACGCGGAAUAGACAGUAACGGUGAAUGUUACAUAACGCAAUGAUACGUCUGGUGCCCUGCAGAGCAGUUGACUUAACAUGAUGUCAGGCUUUAUUUUGUCUCCAUGGGAGAAAGAGGCAGUCGAGGAAAGCUGGCUUGAAGAAGCCCAGUCUUCUUAGAUAGAAUUCAAGGGCUUUGAUUGAAUACAUGGAAUUACUACGUAUUGAGUUUACAAUGGGUAGAUAAUUUUGACAGGAAUAUGCGAGGAUUACGCAUGGUUUCUCAUCAUUUCUUCUUUCCGGCAGCAUUAACGUAAGCAGUUUCUUGCUUUCAACUCAGUCACUGACAUUUGUUAAAGUGACGCCCGUCAUACAGGCCACAAAGAAAAACUUUGCGUAAUGAUUUUCGUCGUUGGGCCUGCAGGCUCUCAGAAAUUGACGCUGACAAAGGAAGCAACAUAUAUGCGGGCCCGUACAACGUGGAUUCGACAUUGUUUAUAGAAUUGCUAGUGAAUACACAGACGCUACAUGUAGGCCUUCGAUUGAUUCCGACUGUGUUUAUUUCUGUCAUUUAGUUGAGAAUAAAUGCUGUCUUAUUCAAA